CUCUAACAAAGAAAAAGUAGGUACUCAAUGCCAUAAGAGACUUUAUACAGAAGGGUUGCUAUGCUUGUGCCGAACACGUCCUAGGAAUUCUCUUGCAGCCAAGGGGCGGGCACCAAAAUGGACCCUGACGCGCCAACAGAUUCGCUUCAACCCGAUGUAGCUACCCGUUCGCCACAAAAUCAGCCUGCCAGCGGCAAGGACGGGGCGAAAGACCCAGAGCGCUUUUACUGCCCUUAUCCUGGCUGCAACCGGAGCUUCGCGGAGCUUUGGCGCCUUAAGGUGCACUUCCGGGCACCACCAGACAUCCGUGGGAGCGGCAAGGAGCGGGGGCAUGGCACCGAGCUCACGCACUGCCCAAAAUGUAACAAGUCUCUGAAGCCAGGGAAGCACCAGUUCACUUGCCGUUGCAGCGUCGGGUGCUCGGGUAGCAAAACAACAGCACGGCAGCUCAACAAGCGGUCGAGAUCGACUAAUGAUGCGGAGCUUGCGGACGACGCGCCCAGUAGCAACCCACCAGCAAAGCACGUCAAAAGCGCUGAUUUGGAUGCGGAACCGAUCGCAGCCUCAUGGCAGGACGCAGCACAGGCCUUGGCAGCGCAGACCUUGCAACCCCUGGCUCUGCAGCAGUCUAUAAAGCAGGAACAGCAGGACUGGCCGCCCAACAUGCAUCCUGGCAUCUUGUACGCGCCCAACGGCACCGCAACGGCAUGGCUUCCUGGGCACGUCAAUGGUCUCGUUGCGCCACUGCAGUCGGGUCACGGCCGCCCGCAAUACACCACGGACUUGCCGUUCACCGGCGCUGCGGCAGCGGCAUACGCACAGCAGCUUGCUGCUUUCCCCGGUCUUCCCGGCUACCCACAGCAUGGGCUAGCAGCUGUGGCGGACCAGGGUCAAGUGCUAACACUGCAUCCGGCUGGUCCCGGCCACCUACAGCCGCUCCCAGGGAUGCCUGGGGUUCCCCAGGCGCCCCUGCCCGAAGUAAGCGCCAUGCUGUUCAGCCACCCACAGCCGCACGACUCGUCGCUUUUGCAACCCACGCAGCUCGCAAACCAUCUGGCAAGCCAACAGGCAGCUGCGCUCCUGAACGCAUCAGCUCUGGCCCCGCAUCUGCAAACCACGCACCCGGCCUCCACAGCCCAUCAGCUGCCGCAAGGGCAACCGCAAGGCCAUCAGCCAGCAGCUGGCACCCACCCCGCGGCUCAGCAGCAUGCAGUGCAGGCGGACGGCGGGUUAGGGCCUGCUGUCGGCGCCAGUGGUGCAGGAGCCUGCGACACUUUGGGCGUGGCCCCUGUGUCAGCCGUUCCUUCCAUAUCCACCGCCGCCGGUGCUGCUGCUGUUCCGCCACCACCACCAUCACCAGCAGCUGCCAGGCGGACGAUUAGCCAGAACAGCUUUGGCAGCAUCUUCGCAGACGUCGAGGAGUUCACGCGCGAUUUUGGCCGCAUCCCCUCGCCGCCGCCGCUACCAGACGACUUCCACGCCGCGUCCUCCGCCAACGCAGGUGGUGCCGGCGUCGGCGGCAGCAUGCUCUUCAACUUUGCGCAGUUUGGGCAGAAGCUGCCACGUCCGCAGAGCCAGAACCGCAUGGAUCGCAACCGCUCCGCCAUGGGCAUGGGGCUGGGUUUGGAAGCGGGGCUUGAAGAGGACUUCCUGUACGACCACACGGAUGACGGGGACCUGAUGCAGCUGCUGUUCGGGGUGCCUGAUGAGCUGCCCACCAUGGCAACCAUCCACCUGCACAAGUGGCAUAAUGAGGAGCGGGAGGAGGGGGGGCAGGGGCAGCAGCAGGUGGAUGGGACCGCGGCCGCAGGGCAGCAUGCAGGGCGAGGUUUGAGUGCAGCUGCUGCUGCUGCGGGGGGUGCAGCUGGUGUUGUUGGCAGUGGUGAUGUGGGGGGGAGCAGCAACGGGGGGCUGGCAGGCGCGCAGCGGGAGGCGCCGGGGCAGCUGCAGCCGAAGCCGCAGUCGCAGCAGGAGGGUGGGGUGGCAGGGCUGGCAGGGAGCAACGGGGAAGCUGGUGCGGCGCCUGGAGAGCAGCUGCAUGGGCAGGGCGUCGGAGCCUACCUGGCACACGACACUGCCGCGCAUCCCCAUGGCAUGGGCGGGAGCGGGAAGGUGGUCCUGACGCAGCUGGUCAACGGCGUGAGCAACAAUGAGCACCACAGGGACAACCUGUUGGAUGCGGAAACGUUCCAGCUGCUCCAGUCCUGCGACUGAGCCCCUGGGUCUGCCGGGCCCUUGGGUGUGCUGCCUUCACAUGCCUGCACGUGGCGGUGCUGGGGCUGGGGGCCCCAGCAGUGCUUGCAUGCGGCCUGCAUGCUGCUGUAACAUGUAACCUAUUAACUUGUGGGUCGUGCGGGUGCGGGUGAGGAGAUCAUGUGCUAAUUUUUGAAUUUGUCAGAACGUACGUGGUAAAGCUUUUAACGUGCUACAGUGCCGCAGUAAGAUUGUCAAUGUCUCUAGAGGGGACACCAAGGUCCCACCAAGGUAGUGGGUGCUAGUGUUUUUGCGCGUUGACGAAGUUUGGUUAUGAGGGGGUUGGGUCAGGCAAGGAGAAAUGCGACUGUUGUUGGUUUAUAUAUACUAGUUGCGGCGUUUGCAGCCCCGUAACGACUUCUAAUUUUUUAGAGAGCGGCUAUAAGGGGUUGCCACACAGGAGCAGGUCCAGGUAUCAACAACGCAAUGGAUGCUGCAUGCGGCCUGCACUGCAGGUCUGCAACAACGUUUGUAUCUCAUGGUUGCGCGGAUACGGUCUCCUCCUCGUCGCCGCCGCCCUAAACGGACGUGAGCUUGCAUCCCAUCCAGUCAUUCUUCCCAAUGUGCCCCAGCAUGCUUGAUAGCACGCUACCUAGCAGCUGGGGUUGUGUGUGUCAUUUGGUGAAUAACGCGCCUUGCUUGUGCGGUGUCGACGAGGUCCGGUGGGGAGAGGAGGGCAGCGCAGCGCAAACCAAUGAGGGCAAGGUGGCAUAGCAGCAAUGGUGUCCCCGGAGGAGGUAUCUACGGGGCGCUGAGCGGCCCCCACGGGGGCCCUGGGCGGCAGCUGAGCGCAGGCACCCUUUCAUGCCACUGACUGGUUGCGCCGAUAGUGGGGGAGGGUCACAGGAUGUUGGGCGGUGGGUUGUGCGAAGAAAUGGCUCCGGCCAAGGUCCGUUUGGUCCACGGCGCGCCGUCGCUUGGGGCAGGGCGCGUGUAUAGCUGCAUACGGGGGCAGGUCGUGUUAGGCUGGAUGUGGGUGGCGUGUUGGGUGGUGUGUGUGUCCCGGUGUUAGAAAACUGGCCGCGAGUUCCUGUGCUCCUGUGUGAGUGUUUUUUAACCAACUCGUGUGUGCAUCCGUGAUGUGUGUGAACUGCGGGCGGUUGCGGUUGCGGUUAGCUUCCCUUGGCAGGUUGCGUUGUGUUCCGGCCCGCCUUGUACUAUGUGUACAGGCCACUCCUUGUUUCCCCACAUGCCGCCGGUCUUAUAUAUUAGGAAUGGCCGUGCCUGUAUCUCUGCGUGUGGGGGGAGAGGGUGCAGCUAGUAUGGUACUUGGUACAGAUAUACGUUGCGCGUUUGCCGCUCUCGCUUUGAGCGCAACUGUUGGUGCAACUUUUGGUGAGACCAGAACUGCAUGAACAGCAUCCAAGGACUGCUGCCGUUGUAUUGCGCACGUGAGGCGUCUGGGCGCCCACGUCGGAAACGUUGUGCGUUGCAACAGGUUGCACGGAUUGUUGGUGCGGUCCCUUGGGCCCUAGCUGUCAGUUGACCUCUCAUCAUAGCCUUUUCGCGGCCUUUCAUGUUGCUUAGCCCAGUCGGAUUGCCGCCCCUGUAGAAGCC
Astrephomene gubernaculifera is the source of this 3810-nucleotide messenger RNA. Lineage: Eukaryota; Viridiplantae; Chlorophyta; Chlorophyceae; Chlamydomonadales; Astrephomenaceae. The record is from the annotation of a GenBank genome assembly.